Nilaparvata lugens (brown planthopper) is the source of this 10760-nucleotide messenger RNA. RefSeq names its product hypoxia up-regulated protein 1 (gene Grp170). Gene Ontology annotation, cellular component: endoplasmic reticulum chaperone complex. Gene Ontology annotation, molecular function: ATP binding; ATP-dependent protein folding chaperone. The transcript is spliced from 19 exons. Bases 393 to 3407 code for a protein of 1004 amino acids. NCBI's taxonomy places the organism in Eukaryota, Metazoa, Arthropoda, Insecta, Hemiptera, Delphacidae. The record is from RefSeq and is a predicted model, not a curated record. Gene Ontology annotation, biological process: negative regulation of hypoxia-induced intrinsic apoptotic signaling pathway; cellular response to hypoxia; endoplasmic reticulum unfolded protein response.
AGCCGAUGGCAUUCAGACAACACAUGGUUGUUUCUUGUUACGUGGUGUUUUAGUCAAUUCUUUAUUUAUUGAUGUCCAUGUUUUACUAAUUUAUUAAGGUAAUUAACUCAACUAUUUUAUGUUUUAUUUUCAACGAAAUUGAUACAUAUUCCAGCAGGUAGGUCAGCUAUUAAAACAUAAACGUACACUGUUUUGACGCUUGCAAUUUUAGGCUAUGUUGAAUAGUACAAACCGUUUUUGUUACAAUACGUUACUUUUCUAUUUAUUAUAACUUUUCAGCAAUUUAAUUAUCGACUUACUAAUGAAACUAUGUAUUGGAAUCUUUAAUUUAAAAAAAAAAUGCUGCUUCUUUCUAUUAGUAUUGAUCUUUCUAGUGAUUCAAUAAAAUAAGAAUGACUGGUUCAGUUUGGUGGAGUAUCGUAUCUCUAGUCUUCAUACUUUGCACAGCGCCAGUAUGGAGCGUUUCUGUUAUGAGUGUAGAUCUUGGCACAGAAUGGAUGAAAGUUGCUAUAGUUUCACCGGGCGUGCCAAUGGAAAUAGCUUUAAAUAAAGAGUCGAAACGGAAAACGCCGGUGGCGAUUGCCUUCCGGGACGGCGAAAGGACUUUCGGAGAGGACGCCCUCACGGUAGGGGUGCGCUUCCCCAAGCUCUGCUACACGCACUUCCUCGAGUUGCUCGGCAAGAAGAUCGACCAUCCUCUCGUUCAAGUGUUCAAGAAACGAUUCCCCUACUACGAUAUAGUCGCUAGUCCUGACAGGGGCACUGUCGUCUUUCAACAUGACAGCGAAACGCAGUUCACGCCGGAAGAGCUGCUAGCUAUGCUGCUGCAGAAAGCGAGAGAGUUUGCCCAGAACUCGGCGAUUGAGAAGAUCAACGACGCUGUGAUCAUAGUGCCCGGCUAUUUCAACCAGGCUGAACGGAGAGCCGUGCUCCAGGCCGCCGAGUUGUCCGGCUUGAAGGUGCUUCAGCUGAUGAAUGACUACACUGCAGUUGCCUUGAAUUAUGGUAUUUUCCGGCGCAAAGACUUCAAUGAAACCGCCCAGUAUGUGAUGUUCUACGACAUGGGAGCUUCGAGCACCACAGCCACUGUCGUCAGCUUCCAACUUGUCAAAACUAAAGAGAAGGGAGUAGUCGAAUCCAAUCCACAGCUUUCUGUCAUCGGUGUGGGAUAUGAUAGAACACUUGGAGGUCUUGAAAAGCAGAUGCGAUUGAGAGAUCACCUGGGCAAGAAGUUCAACGAAAUGAAGAAAACGCCGAAUGAUGUGUUCCAGAAUCCUCGUGCAAUGGCUAAGCUGUUCAAAGAAGCUGGCAGAGUCAAAAAUGUGCUCAGUGCCAAUGUUGACCAUUUUGCUCAAAUCGAAGGACUGCUAGAUGAUAAAGAUUUUAAAGUUCAAGUUACUCGAGAAGAAUUUGAAAAGAUGUGUGAGGACCUGUUUGAAAGGGUGAAAGCGCCCAUUGAUCAAGCCCUCAAAACGUCUGGUCUGUCAAUGGAUCUCAUCAGUCAGGUUAUUCUAGUAGGAGCAGGUACGAGAGUGCCUAAAGUGCAAGAGAAGCUGACUGAAAAGGUAGCGAUGGAACUGAGUAAGAAUCUGAACACGGACGAAGCAGCUGUGAUGGGUGCCGUCUACAGAGCUGCUGACCUCAGCAAUGGCUUCAAAGUCAAAAAGUUCCUUACUAAAGAUGCUGUCCUAUUCCCUAUUCAGGUGUUAGAGGUUAUAUUUGAUAGAGAAGCAGACGGUGGGGUGAAGCAGGUGAAGAGAAUGCUGUUUGGACAAAUGAACCCCUAUCCACAGAAGAAAAUUCUAACAUUCAAUAAAUACCAGACUGAUUUUACAUUCCAUGUCAACUAUGCUGAGCUGGAUUACCUAAACCCCAGUGAAAUCCAAUCAGUAGGCCAGCUGAACCUAUCGCAGGUGGACCUGUCAGGCGUGGCCGAGGCCCACGAGCUGCACAAGGGAGCGGCCAACGCCGAGUCGAAGGGCAUUAAGGCGCACUUCACACUGGACGAGAGCGGCGUGCUGGCUCUGUCCAGUGUGGAGCUGGUCAUAGAGAAGACGCUCUCUGACGAGGAGGCCGCAGGUGAGGAGUCGCCUUUCUCCAAGCUGGGCAGCACUAUCAGUAAGUUGUUCAGUGGUCCAGAAGAUGCUCUCAAGAAUAAUCUGGAUGAGAAACCAGUGAAAGAAGAACCGGAGACUGGUAAGGCCGGUGAAUCAGGCGAAAAGAAGGAUCAGAGCGAAGGAGAAGAAGUGAAGCAGUCAUCAGAAGAACAGCAGGCCAAAGAGAAACCGACCGAAGAACAGAAGAAGAAUGCAACCGGAAAAGACGGCGAAAAGAAGAAACCGAAAGUGGUGACUGUGAAGGAGGCCAUUAAGUUCUCAGAGAAACUCAUCGGCAUCAAUCCGUUGGCUGAAAAAGAAAUGCAAGAAUCGUUGAAAAAAAUAACGAGCCUGGAUGAGCACGACGCGCGCAAAAGAGCGAGAGAGGGAGCGAUGAAUGCCCUGGAGAGCGCCGUCAUCGAUGCCAAGGUCAAACUGGAGGAGGAUGCCUACAACCAGGCCGCAACUCAACAAGAGUCCGAAGCUAUUCUUGCCCUAUGCGCCAAGAUAUUCGAUUGGUUGGACGAGGAGGGCUACUCGGCGGAGGCGGCUGACUUCGAGUCCCGACUGGCCGAACUGAAACAGCUGACUGCGCCGGUGUGGCGCCGCGUCAAAGAGCAUGAGGAGCGUCCCGACGCACUGGCCGGCCUCGAGUCGACGCUCAGUCACAGCAACAACUUCCUCGCCACCAUCAAGAACAUGACCGCCAACCAGACUGAGGCCGAUGAGACACCCAUCUUCACGGCUGUCGAGAUCAGCCUGCUUCAGAAGACCAUUUCCGACACACAGGAAUGGAAAUCCAAGAUGAUAGAAGAACAGAGUAAACUGAAAUCUUCAGAUAAUCCUAAACUUACUAUAGCAAGCAUUGUUGAGAAGAUCAACAACGUUGAAAGAGAGGUUAAAUAUCUUGUAAAUAAAAUUAAAAUAUGGAGGCCGAAAAAGAAAGAAUCUCCCAAAGAUACCAAAAACACAACGUCAUCGACUGAUCAAAAAGCGAAGAAAGAUGGAUCAGGGAAAGACAAAUCCAAAGAAGAAGAGAAGGUGAUUGAGCCUUCAGAGGAAGUGAAUGAAGAAGAGGAGAGUCCAAAUGCGGCCGAAUCUGGCCAAGGGACCAAAACCAAAGCGCAACAACCGGAACCGGAAGCACAAGAACCAAUCGCUGAAGCGGAGGUUCCUGAAGUCGCUGAACCGGUCGUUGAGCCUAGUAAAACAGAAUCUGAGCUUAGGAAAGACAGCGAGUCUGAGCCGUCGAUAGUUGCUUCCGCGUUAAUUGUGUUUGUCAUACAUGUUCUGUUCCGGUUGGUUACAUAGCUAGAGAUGUCCGCUCGCCUCCCACAAUUCACUCUGGCUGUGUUGCUGCACGUUUGUGCAUGUACGUUCUAUUUUUAUUUGUCUCUUCUCUCCGUUCUACUCCCAUUGGUCUUUGUCUUUCAUGGGUAUGUCUUGUCAUGUGCUCCUACAAAGCAUUAAGUGCAACAUAAAUUUCCUUAUGGUGCUCCAUAUAAUGGGUUCACAAUCCCUCAUCCCUUCAAAAAUGUUCACGUCAUAUCACUUUGACGUAUGUGCUUUGAAACUUCUUGAUAUUGAGCAGUAAUAGAUGUGGUCAUGUUGAUAAUUCUACCUAUAAAUAGGUCAUAUUAUUAUACAAAAUUGCCAAUUUUUCCAUUUGUUCUUAAAUGAAUGUAGUGUUAGUAUGCAAUGGGUCUUGCAAUACAUUGUUAUGUGCACUUGAAGAAUCAAUAUUACUAAUAGUAUACCACUGUUCACAUUGCAAUAAACCGUUGACCUUGUUUUCUCUUUCAAUGAUCUCAAAUCAAUUUAUUUCCCUUCUGUUGUUACAUACAACACAAAGAGAUUGAGAAAACAAACCGUGUAAAAACAGGAAAUAAUUUCCUAAUCUCCUACUAAAAUUCGUAUAUGUAUUUCUAUUCUUCUUUAUUCUCAAAAUUUUUUCAAACCUAAAAUUUGAAAACUUUUUAUUUUCAAAACAUUCCAACGUAGAAAAUAUGUUCAAAAGCAUUGUAUCCAAUGUCCAAUCUCCAAUUUGAUAAAUAUUCCGCACUAUGUACCUUAGGUGAUGAACUUCACAUUUCUUGUCAUUGUUGUUUGAAUGCUAGGCGCUUUUGUCAAACUUAUACAAGCAAAGAGAAUAUUAUAACUAUUUGUAUUAGUGUGUUCGUUUGUUGAAAAUCUACAAGUCCUAUAACAUUGUUUUCAUUUUUGAGCAAAUAAUGUCUAAAGUCAUUCUAAUAUUUGAGAAAUAGCUCGGGUGAAUAAAAUUUAUUCAAUUUCCAAUAUGAGAUUACUUCUUAUUAUUUGAAAGUUAUGCCUUAGUUCUCAGGUUUUUUUAAUAUUGAAUUCUUUAUUGACGUUAAACACAUAGUGCAAUAGACAUAGUCAUCAGGAAACAUAAAACAUACAACAGUCACACAGACAGAUAAUAUAAUUAAUAGGUUUAUCCAUUUUCUUUUGAUUCAUUCAAUGCUUGAUCAUUAUUAAUUUUUAAAUUGUCUUUUUAUAUAUUCAUUUUUCAAUUAUUUCCAUUUUUCUGUAUUUAUUCCAUCGUUUAUUGCUCAAUGUUUUAAUGUUCAAAGGUCACAUACGCUCAUUAGGAAGUCUUCCAACUGAUGAUACGAAUACGAACUAAGUAGGAUGCAGAAUACAAAGCAAGCUGAAUUGUAUUACCUACACAAAUGACUAAAAACACGUCACCUAGGACACACAAUGUUUUUCUCAUUUCUUUAUAUUUUGCUUUUAAACUAGUUCGCAUGAGUUGCAUCAGUAUGAACACGACUUAACAUCCUCAUAUUCAAUCAUCUCAUGUAUCAUUGUGAUCAUCUGUGGUUUGUGCUAAAAAUGUCAUAUCGUGUUAUGUCAACAAUUUGUAUCGUCAUUUGUUACGUCUUGUAUGUGUCCUAUCACUGUCAGCGUGAUUAGAUUGAUUCAUUCAAAUUCGACUAUUCGCUUGGGAUCAAAAUUCGAUUUCUUUUCGAUACGUUUCCAACAUGAUUCUCUUCUUUCAAUGCUUUGUAAAACUAUUUCAUGAGGCUAGGGGAACGUUUUGGUACAUUUUGGUCUAUUCUUUGCCGCUUCUUCUCCUUUUCUUGCUUCUGCUUUUCUCAAGAUUCUGUCUGAAGCAUCUUCUCUUGCUCGUUACCUUUAUGAUUCUAGUAUCUAGUAUUUCGCGCUGCAUGAUUAUGGAAGUUUCUGGUUCCUUUACAAUCUUCAGUUUGUCAUAAUUUCUCUCGCAUUCGCUUUAUUCACUAACAUUCCCUAUUUCUAUUACUUUCAUCAUACCCAAUCUAUCGCGUAAGAUUAAAAAAUGAGUGAUAAGCUGUUCCUCUCUGAUUUCUCAAAAUGUUGAACAGGAUGAAGUAUCUCAUAGGCAUUAACUUUUGCAGAAUUUUUUUAGUAAUUAGUUAUGCUAAGAUACAAAUAAACAGUAACGUAAGUAUUUUUAGGCAUCCAUUAAAAAUUACUCUCUUAUUCGCUUUUUCACGUAAAUUUCCCUUGGAGAUUCUGAUCACUGGCCAAUAUUUACGAGGAUUUAGCGCCCAGGGUUAGAUACAAGUGGCAUUUUUGUAGCAUGAAAUUAAUUUAUAUUGUACUGUAAAAUAAAAUAAUAAUCGCGGGUUUAGUGGAAGAGAGGGCUCUUAUUGCCUCAAUUUCGCCCACAUCAAUUUUUAUAUUGUAAAGUGUAAAUGAAAAGGCAUUUAUCUAUAUAUCACUCUACACCAUAGGUACUCUUCUUUUGGGUAUAUUGCUAAGCUAUUAAUUGAGUCUCAUGAAAUUAUUCAUUCAAGUAAAUAUAAUAUUGAUACAGAAAUAACGCUUUAGCUUUGUAUAGUGAGCCUGUAAACUUUGUAAAUAGAAUUCAAAAGUCAAAGAAGACGAUAUUUUUUCAAAUCGUUCGCGGGGACGGUUCAUGUAGCAUAGCUUACAUCUCUUCGUUAUAGACUAUAGCACUGUUCAAAAUUAUUACUAUAUCAAUAGUUUGAAGCUUCCUGACCGCAAGACGAAAAUUUAUGUUGAUAAAUAAAUAUUUAAUUAAUGCCAGAAAUGAGUAUUUUCAUGGAAGAUUCAUCAGCCAGUGUAAGAACAAAUUUUCAAGGAAUAUGUCUAAAAAUUACCCGACUCAUUAUAUUAGCAAUAAUUUUAAAAGGUGGUUUUGACCAUUCAAGACCACCAGAUUUGGUUUUGGACCUUGAAUCUUCAUGUUUUGGUACUUCGUGUUGUAAUACAGGGAUGGGCUAUGAAGUAUGGAGGAUUUAAAACAGCUGGUACAUACUGUACUCAUUUUCCAACGAAACGAAGUAUUUUUCCUCAGCAUCUACCUUGGAUUUUGCCAUUUUUAUAAUCAUUGAGGAGGGAAAAAUAUAAACAUUAAUUACGUACGGAAAACAACGUUUGAAAAAUAGCGUUUGCUUUUGACCAACCGUUGGGGGAGGUUGAUGACAGAGUGCCGGGAAAUAUAUAAACUUGCCUUAACUGCGGUGGAAGAAACGUGGUAGAUAAAGAUUCAGGUUUUCUGUUUAUAAUUGCUGUUUUCGUAGGAAUGGCGAAUAAUUGACUGCUUGUUGUGGCAUUAGUCGAGACUUCAUUAAUUAAAAAUCACUGUCAAUUCAGAUUGUUAUCCAACUUUGCUACGUGAUUUUUGCCACAAUAAUUGAGAAGAUGACAUAUCAAUGAAUACUGAAUGGUUACAACAUGCCAUACAUCAAGAUAAACUAUGAAAUUUCUAAGGCAGAACUUCCCUGGACGACUCAUUUCGAUGAGUAAAGUGGCCUCCUCGGUCACCAGACCUCCUGUCACCUUGUCACUAUGGUAUUUUUCAUGGGGCUACAUAAAGGUCGUGUAUACAUCAUCAAACCAAGUACACUUGAAUCCCUGGAUAAGACAAUAACACAAGAAAUUGCUCGUGCUUCAAAGGAUUAUGGAUAACUUCUUACAACGUCUACAUGAGUGUAUGGACAAAAACGGAUGACAUUAUUCAAUUGUUAUUUUCUGUACUUAAUUAAUGUUUUUAUUUUCUUCUCUCUGAUAAUCAAGAUGCCAAAAUUCAGAGUACAUUGGAGAAAAAUAUUGAGUCUCGUUCAAAAAUGUGUACCUUAUGUAACAGCAGUUUCAAAUCCUCCAUACUUCAUUUUCCAACCCUGUAAAAUUGCAACUAUGCCUAUCAUGUACUUCUCACCAAUAUUGAUUUGUUAUGUUACGUAAAAUACUUUUACAUUGUUUUGUAAAAGUAUAAAUGUUACUGUUACUCCAGCAUCUUUUCUUUAGUGGCUUAUACUGCUCUUUGGCUGUUCUGAAGAUCCAGAGUGACUAAAAAUUCAAAUCAUGGAUUUGACAGAUGCAGCAUCUGUAGUAACAUUUCCACUAGUAAUAAUCAGAAGGUCUAAGAAUAGAUUCAACUUCAACAACUCUCCAUUCGUUUUACGUGUCGAGUAUCUGAGUUGGCAUCUAGAAUGGAGUGAUCCCAAUUCAGCCUAUCUUCGAACAUUGAAUUCAAUUAUUCAUAGAACAUAAUAUCCUAUUCUUUUGUAUUAUGAUUGAAUAAUAUGUCUCUAGAAAAGCAGAUUUUCUAGCCCUAAUGAAUGAAUGAAACAAAUCGAGUCACACCUUUCCUCAUGUGAUACCUCACCAAAUGAAUGUUGAUCAUCAAGCAUGUUUCUCAUCAACAUCCCUUAUGCUUUAUUAUAUAUUGUUUAAUAUUUAUCAGCUACAAAGCAAGGCAAGUAGUGGAAAUAUCAUAGGUUGUAUGGGAGUAUACCUGCACUUUUCAAACAAUAAUUUCUUUAUAGCAAUAUAAUAGUACAUUAGAUUGGCUAAUAGUGCAGUUUCAAGUAUUCCAUUGUUUCACAAGAACAACUUUUUCCAAUAACAAUGUAGUUAUCCAAUGAGAUGCAGUGUAAUCCAAUGAUCCAAUCUGAAUAAUGUGCUUGGAUAAGAACUUUUCGACUUAAUUCCAGUUCCUUUUGUAUAUUUUGCAUGUUUUUAAAAUGUGUUGAAUAGAUUUUUUUUAUAGUAUUUUCUGUAGCAACUGGAUCAAUGCUGACCUGAUUUGAGUAGAAAAUUUAUUAGAUUAAGAACUAUAACAGAGCGAUAUUCGAAAUAAAUCGAUGCCUGGGUGAUUAUUUCAUCACUGUAAUGGUGAAGGCUGUGUUUAAAUGCAGAUACAACACACAAGAAUGUCAAUGUCAUCACAUCAAGUCCUCAAAUUUGAAGGCUGUAUUUGUCGUUAACUCGUAUUCAAUUGAAAUCUAAAGCAAAUCAGAUUUCAACGUAUCGUAACUAUAGAAUUAUAAUUUAUACUGAAAUUGCAUCCAAAAUUAUUACAGAUCAGUCAAUCUCUUUUGUUUCUGUUAUUUAAUCAAAUUCAAUUGAAAACUCGUCUCAUUUUUAAUGCAUUGAAUAGAAUGUAACGAAUUUGUGUAAAUAAGAGAUUUAUCUAUUAUUUUGAUUUUGUAUUAUUUUUAAUUCGGUGGUUCACGUUAGUAUGAUUUGCAAACUUUGCAAUAUUUCUGUUGAAUUGCGGAAAGUCAAGUUCCCAGUGAAUUAUUGUAGUAAUUCCUUAGUUUAAAAAUGAUAAUGGUGUCUGUGAUUGUGAUGAAUUAUUCGGUUUGUAUGAAUGAGGAAGUACGCUUGCAAGUUCUAUUGUAUUUGUUUGUGUGUAUUUAGAUUAAGUUUUGUUUGGUAUUAGUUGUAAUUCUCAUUGGAGAAAGUUUACUCGUUUCCCAAACUUACGUUAUUAUAACAAAAUGUAUCUGCUAUCAUUCACAUUGAAUAAGAACGAAACUUCACUAAAUUACAUUGUAUUUUGAUUUUUUGGGUACUUGAGUUGAAAAUUUUGAAUUAUAAUCAUUGUUGAAGAAAAAUACAGCAUGGACUGUUUCAGUAAGAAAUAAAUGAGCUGAUAUUAUUAUAAAAAUAUUCAAUUUAAUUUGAAUGGCAUAGAAAACUAUAUAAUUUUUCUAGAUAAUGUGUUUAUUGUUUGUCAGUUGGUGCGAAGCAAAUUUAUAUGAAUCAAAUCUGACCUAUUUUCGAAGUUUAUGUUUGGGAUACUGAUCAAGUACUGUAAUUGACAAUGUAAUAAUUAGUCUACACAUUUUGUACCUUCCUUGCUCUGCAUUCUAUAUCACUUAUAUUGGAGGUUACUUCAUGUUGAUUUAAUCGUAAUCUCAUAAUAAAAUCAAUUAUUGAAAUAGCAUUUAAAUUGAAUAAGGCUACUCGCAAUUAGAGUAGAAUAAAACAAAACCUUCUGAUAAACGUUCGAUAGAGAACACAAUUAUUUUUGAAAAGUUUUUAUCUUAGAAGUAUAACAUAACUUCUGUUUGAAUAUUAUAAACUAGACUGCAGUUAUUAAUGUCCAGAUAUAAUAUAUUCUACUGUAAUACUCGAACUCAAAAAAAAAAUCAAAAAAGAUUUUUCUUGAUGCUACAGAUUUCUAGUAUAAUUGCAUAUGCAUAGAGACCUUCUUAUUAAAGAUUUUGAGAGUUAUUCAGCUUUCAAUUUCAUUAUUCUCUCGAUCAUAUUCCAUUAUUAAUUAAUGGCAUUUUUUCGUGUUCGAGUAUGACAUUUCUUAAUUGUUGAUAAUUAUUAAAACUGGAAUUAUAAAAUAUUUUCACAUUGAAACACUUCAAUAAUAAAGGCUUAAAAGGUAGUUAACAGUGCCAAAAUAUAUUCCAUUAGACUGAUGCUGAAAACUUAUUAGUGGUAAGACAGUAAGUUAUGUUAUACUAUUCCACUUUUUUCAAUAGUAUUGCAAUCUGAAGCAUUUCACUGAAUUUCUCGUUAUAUAGUUGAAUUUUAGGUACAAGUUCGUUUUUUUGUAUAGAUCUACUAUUGCAUUCUUGUGCACUCGGAACUUUAAAAAUUGAUAAUUGUCUCCAUAAUAAAAUAUGAGUUAAAGGAGUAAUAAUAUUAGAUUUCAAGAUUAAUAUUUCCCAUUGUUGUCCAUUAUGUCAUUUCUUUCACAUUCUUGAUCAUUGUGGGCUUUUAUUUAAAUGAAUGUAGAUUCUUCAAAAUAAUUAGUUACUCUCAAUUAAAUAAUAAUUUAACUAGAUGAGUCUACGAUUCAUGAAAAAUUCACGCACAUAUUUUUACCAUAGUUAUCGAACUAAAGUUUAAAACAUCAUUCCACUAUCAAGUAAGAAACUAAUUUACAACUUUAUAUGCACUUGUUGCACAAAAAUAUCCUUCGACCUGAUCAUAUUAUUACAAAGUCUAAGACCCAUUAUACUUUUGUUAUUCUGGACCAUGUUAUUUAUGAAUUUAGCUCAUUCGAUAAGUUCUAUAUCAGGAGCACUUCUGUACUUCUAAACCUAAUCAUAAAUAAUUAUUUCCAUUCCUUGAUAUAUUUUUUGAAAAAAAAAAUCAAUACUGAUUGCGUUCUGAGGUAUGAUAAUUCUUGUUUUUAUUCGAAAAUUGUAAAAAAUAUCUUGAAAUGCUAAUUGAAAAUUAGUUUUCAAUAAAUGGGGUUGAAUCCUUAUCUAGUUUGGAAUAAUGAUAUUGGAUUGUAAUAAUUGUAUUCUCAAUUAUUAUUGUUUCAUCAUCUGUAAAAAAAUAUAAGUUAACUUAUAUGUUUUGGCUCCAUAAAGCAGUGUUAUAAAUUUAUUGUAAUCGAGAUGAAAAUACUCAUGAAUAAAACACGUUUUUCAAAACUUG